UUAUAAUGGGUUCCAGGUAGAUCUAAGCUCCUUAUUGGCUGGAUAAGGGAGGAUGAGGUCAGAAAUACAUGGGUCAGGCUCUAAAGGUCACAGUGGUGUUUUGAUAUCGAUGAGGAAUUUGAUCGGGAGCCAGUGGAGGGAAAAUAAAACUGACUGAUCUAUGAUCUGUUGUUCUUUCUAGUUUCUGCACUUUGACAGUUUGGAGACGUUCAAAGACAUCAGCUGUGAUUCAAAAUGUUUCACUGGUUCAUCCACCUGCUCCUCCUGACUGCCUGCUCAGCUCAGAGUAUAGGUGAGUCCACAGGAUCUGUGGCCACCAGCUGUGAGGCCUGUCACCAACUGGCUCGAUGCCACACCUCCCUCCAUGACAACAGUGUCCAGACUGUGGACAUGUCCUGCCGCUGUGACGAUGGUGUGGUGGGAGAUGGCUUCACCUGCUACAACAAAACCACCUGUACCAAUGCGUGCUGUGGCCGAGGCUACCGCUGGUCACUGCUCCAGGGCUGCGUGGACAUCGAUGAGUGCUCACUGCCCCACCCCCCAUGUGGUCCAGGCGAGCUCUGCGAAAACACCCCAGGCUCCUUCUCCUGCCUAGUGACGCCUGUCCCAAAACAAAAUGUUGCUGCCAAACCCAAAUCCCGCUCAGUGAGGAUCGCCUGUGGCAACACUCAGUGCCCUUUUGGUCAGGACUGCCUCCAGUUGGAUGGCGCAGCUCGCUGCAUUGACCCGUGUCAGCACUACACUCCAUUACAAGACGCCUGGAGAGCUACGGACUUCAAGGCCAACCCAGAGUCUGUGGCCUGUGACAGCCUCACUGACUGGCAGGGCUGGUAUCGCCUAUUCAUUGGUAACAGCAGCGUUCAGAUGCCGGAGCGUUGCAUUGAGAGUCACAUGUGUGGGACUGAUGCUCCACUGUGGCUCCAGACCCCCCACCCAACAACUGCACAGGGCAUCAUACAGGGGAGGGUUUGUGGCAGCUGGGAGAGAGGCUGCUGCCAGUUUCAGUCCCACCCCAUCCACAUGAAAGCCUGUCCAGGAAACUACCAGGUCUACAAGUUUGUGAGCCCGACUCUGUGUCGGCUGGCUUACUGUGCAGAUGUCAACACCACGGUGUGUAACACCUGUGCUGAAGGUGAAACCUGUGUGAGCAGUGACAAGAUCAACUGGAGGUGUGAACGUCAGGCUCUCCAGUCUCCAGUCUUGAGACUGGUGAACGGUGACUCGGUGUGCUCAGGUAGAGUGGAGAUCUUCUAUAACAACCAGUGGGGAACAGUUUGUGAUGAUGCCUGGGACAUUAAUGAAGCCCGGGUGGUCUGCAGACAGCUGAACUGUGGCUCCGCCCAGUCUGCAACUUCUGCUGCCAGGUUUGGACAGGGGGCCGGACCGAUCUGGAUGGAUGAUGUUGGCUGUGUAGGCAGUGAGUCUGCAUUAUCACAGUGUCAGCACCGGGGGUUCGGCACUCAUAACUGCAACCAUGGUGAAGAUGCUGGUGUCAUCUGCUCAGGUCUGCCAGGGGGUUUUCCAGAGCCAGAGCUGGUUUGUGGACAGGACUACCUGCGCCUGAUGGUCCAGAAGAGGGCGCUGCAGGAGCAAGGGUUUAAUGCCUCCUCCGCUCACCUGAUCGACCCACGCUGCCACCAGCAGGUCGACCAUCCGGAGGCGAUGUGGUACCUGGUCGAGCGAAGCAAGGGUGUCUGUGGAAACGUAGUGAAGACCAACGGGACCCACAUCACCUACUCCAACAUGUUGUUUGUUUACCCAGCUGAUCCGACCAACGUCUCUCUCCCCGUCCCGAUGAGCGUCCCGUUCACCUGCGUCUUCCCGCUGGAUGAUGUCACCAGCCUCAAUGCUGCCAUCCAAUACCAGCCACCGGGGGGUCGAGUUGGCGUGGUGCGUUCAGGUGACCCCACCAGAGCGUCUAUGACUCUUUACCAGAGGCCGGACUACAGCCAGCCGUUUCCCUCCGGCCCGGUCAGCCUGCCGCUCGGCUCCGCUUUGCACGUGGGCGUUUCCAUGGAGAACUAUGACAACAACGGCUUCGUCCUUGUUCUGGAGAACUGUUACGUCACAAACUCUCCCAGCGCCGACGAUCUGGUCCAACAUGCCCUGAUCCAGAACCGGUGUCCAGUUGACCGUCGUCAUGUGGCGGUGGUUGAAAACGGGCGGUCGCAGCGAGCUCGCUUCUCGGCACUGCUCUUCCUGUUCCACGGGACGUACGACGAUGUGUAUCUGCACUGCAGGAUCAGCCUGUGUGACCGGGACAGCGGCCCCUGCAGCUCUAACUGUUCCAGACGACAGGCCCGGUCUGCUGGAGCAUCAGCCAAUCAGCUUCCAGUCACUGUUGGACCAAUCAGUUGGUUCUGAGGGAACCAGGCCUUCAACAUCUCACCCUCCUUAUCAAGUCCUGCUCCUGGUCUCUGACAGAAGAAGAAGGUUCUCGAUUCUGUUUGAUUCUUUCAGUUCAUCGUGAGGCUCAGGUGUUAGCCCCUCCCCCUCUGUCUGGAGUCUGUUCUGAUGUUCAGGUGUUAGCCCCUCCCCCUCCUCAGCUGAUGAAGCUAGUUAGCCGUGUUAGCUUUUCCUCUGUAAGAAGGUGAAAGGUGAUGUGUUGUUUUUAUUCUCUGAUCACAGAUUCAAUUCAAUCAAUGUAUCUUUACAAACACAUUCAGCUGUUAAUAUGAUUAUUGAUUCCUUCAAAAUAAA
Messenger RNA from Seriola aureovittata, 2700 nucleotides. RefSeq names its product uromodulin-like. Bases 235 to 2364 code for a protein of 709 amino acids. The record is from RefSeq and is a predicted model, not a curated record. Gene Ontology annotation, cellular component: apical plasma membrane; cell surface. Gene Ontology annotation, biological process: neutrophil migration. Lineage: Eukaryota; Metazoa; Chordata; Actinopteri; Carangiformes; Carangidae. Gene Ontology annotation, molecular function: calcium ion binding. The transcript is spliced from 11 exons.